AUGCGUGUGGCUUCUUCCCUCCUCCCCUUGGCGGGACUCGCUGCCGCUUCGGCCAUCGGCCAGCGGUCGUCCAACGGCUGCAGUGCCUUGAAGGGUAACCUGUCGGGUGCGACUUUCUACGCUGGCAAUGCGGUUUACGACUAUGAGACGCAGAACUUCUGGUCCAAUACCGAGAUCAUGUCUCCCGGCUGUGUCUUCCGCCCGCAGUCGAGCAAACAGCUGGCCAAGGGUCUGCAGAAGCUCGUCAAGGCCAACGCUCAGUUUGCCGUGAGAGGGGGUGGCCACAUGGGCAUUAGAGGCUCGAACAACAUCGACAAUGGGGUGUUGAUCGUCAUGUCCAACCUGACCACCAUGGCUCUGUCGGAGGACCAGUCCGUCCUCUCGCUGGGUCCUGCUUAUCGCUGGAUCGAUGUAUACAACUUCCUCGAGCCCUACGGUCUCGCCGUUCCCGGUGGUCGCUUGGCCCCCGUCGGUGUGCCUGGUCUGCUGCUGGCCGGGGGCGUCAACUUCUACGGUAACCAGGUGGGCUGGGGAUGUGACAGCGUGAUCAAUUACGAGGUCGUGCUUGCGGACGGCUCUCUCGUCAACGUCAACCAGAGCAGCCACCCCGAUCUCUUCUGGGCUCUGAAGGGCGGCAGCAGCAACUUUGGUCUGGUGACGCGCUUCGAUAUCGAGACAAUCAAGUCGCCCAAGAUCUGGGCUGGCGCUCACACCGUGUCUGCGGAAUACGUCGACCAGUUCCUCGAGGCCGCCGCCACCUACGCCGCCAACAUCUCGGACCCCAAGUCGCACAUUGUUCCCGCGCUGGUCCCCGGAGACUCCCUCCUGGCAUCCGUGAUCCUGUUCUACGACAGCGAGGACACCUCGUACCCGGAGAUCUUCAAGCCCUUUACCGACAUCCCUUCCAUCAGCAGCACUGUCGGCUUCAAGACCCUGGCCGAGUUCGCAACCGAGCUCGGCGCCAUGGUCGUCGACGACAUCAACGACGUCUUCGUCGCCGGUACCGUCAAGGGCACCACGUACGACGAACUCCUGGAGGGCAUCAGCCUCAUCAACAACACCUUCUUCGCCGAGCUCCCCAAGCUCUACGCGCAGAUCCCCGCCGCCAACAUCUCCACCAUCCAGCUGGACUGGCAGCCCAUCGGCGCCUCCUGGAUGGAGGCCACCGCCGCCCGCGGCGGCAACGCCCUGGGCCUUGACGCCUCCAAGGUCUACCUCUGCUACGCCGAGGUCGUGGAGUGGAUCGGCUCCGCGUACGAUGAGAUCGUCGCCGCGUGGGUCCAGGAGACCACCUACAAGAUCAACAAUGCCACCCAGGCCGCGGGCCUGUACGAUGCCUUCAACUACAUGGGUGACGCGGCUGGCUUCCAGUCCAUCUUCCCUGGGUACGGUGCCGCGAACCACCAGAAGCUGCAGCGGGUUGCGCGGAAGUACGAUCCGCACGCUGUGUUCCAGACUUUGAUGCCUGGUGGAUUCAAGGUUUUCUAA
Molecule: messenger RNA, 1488 nt
Organism: Aspergillus thermomutatus
Lineage: Eukaryota; Fungi; Ascomycota; Eurotiomycetes; Eurotiales; Aspergillaceae
Product: FAD-binding oxidoreductase
Exons: 5
Coding region: 1-1488 (495 amino acids)
Molecular function (GO): FAD binding
Source: RefSeq, a predicted model, not a curated record